This is a messenger RNA of Heteronotia binoei (common prickly gecko), 540 nucleotides long. Its product is annotated as fucolectin-like. NCBI's taxonomy places the organism in Eukaryota, Metazoa, Chordata, Lepidosauria, Squamata, Gekkonidae. Bases 1 to 540 code for a protein of 179 amino acids. The record is from RefSeq and is a predicted model, not a curated record. The transcript is spliced from 3 exons.
AUGCUGCUCGCCUGGCCGUGGCUGCUGGCCCUGGGGCUGCUGGUGGGGCGUGGGGAGGCCCAGAGCUGCACCCAAGCGUAUGGAGGCCCGAAUUUGGCCAGAGGUCGGCCAACCAUGCAGUCCUCCCCAGGCGCAUCUGCAGGCAUUGGAAGUUCAAGCCGCGCUGUGGACGGGAACUGUAAUGGGAAUUGGAAUUCCGCAUCCUGCACUCACACCGAUCUGGUGAACAGCCCGUGGUGGUCCGUGGACUUGGGCAGAGAAUACUCCAUCUCCCUUGUGGUGGUGAAAAGCCGGCAGGACUGCUGCGGAGAGAGAAUCCAGGGGGCCACGAUCCAUGUGGGACGUCACAUGGGGGACCUUAGUAAAAGCAGCGUGUCCUGUGGAACCAUCGCAGAUCUCCGAGAAGGAUCCCUCAGCACCAUUCACUGCAAUGGAGCCGUGGGCCGCUACAUAACCAUUGCCAUCCCUGAUCGGGUCGGAUACCUGACUCUGUGUGAGGUGGAGGUCUAUGGCACCAAGGCACUGGUGAAGCCUGCUUAG